Molecule: messenger RNA, 1486 nt
Organism: Glycine soja
Lineage: Eukaryota; Viridiplantae; Streptophyta; Magnoliopsida; Fabales; Fabaceae
Product: 24-methylenesterol C-methyltransferase 2-like
Exons: 1
Coding region: 153-1238 (361 amino acids)
Biological process (GO): steroid biosynthetic process
Molecular function (GO): S-adenosylmethionine-dependent methyltransferase activity
Source: RefSeq, a predicted model, not a curated record
CAAUGGUUUUUCCACUUAAUUAUUAAUAACAACAACUUAACCCAGCCCACACACUCACUAGCCCAGUCCCCAAAGUAAGUAAAUCCACAAUCACAAACAAAACACUCUAUUACUUUUUCUUUCCUCACUUCCCUUGUUCUCACAAAGUCACAAUGGACCCCCUCUCUCUCUUCUGCACCGGAGCCCUCCUCGCCGGCGGCCUCUACUGGUUCGUGUGCGUUCUGGGCCCCGCCGAGCAGAAGGGCAAACGCGCCACCGAUCUUUCCGGCGGCUCCAUCUCCGCCGAGAAAGUCCAAGACAACUACAAACAGUACUGGUCCUUCUUCCGCCGCCCAAAGGAGAUCGAGACCGCCGACAAAGUCCCCGACUUCGUCGACACCUUCUACAAUCUAGUCACAGACAUCUACGAGUGGGGGUGGGGCCAGUCCUUCCACUUCUCCCCCUCCAUCCCCGGCAAGUCCCACCGCGACGCCACGCGCCUCCACGAGGAGAUGGCCGUCGAUCUCAUCGAGGCCAAGCCCGGCAACAGAAUCCUGGAUGUGGGCUGUGGCGUGGGCGGUCCCAUGCGGGCCAUCGCGGCCCACUCGCGGGCCAACGUAGUCGGCAUCACCAUCAACGAGUACCAGGUCAACCGCGCAAGGAUGCACAACAAGAAGGCAGGGUUGGAGUCCCUCUGCGAGGUCGUGUGCGGGAAUUUUCUCAAGAUGCCCUUCCCCGACAACAGCUUCGACGGCGCGUACUCCAUCGAGGCCACGUGUCACGCGCCGAAGCUGGAGGAAGUGUACGCCGAAAUCUUCCGUGUUCUGAAACCGGGGGCGCUCUAUGUUUCCUACGAGUGGGUGACGACGGAUAAGUACCGAGGCGAUGACCCUGAACACGUGGAGGUCAUUCAGGGGAUUGAGAGGGGGGACGCGUUGCCUGGCCUUAGAAACUACACCGACAUAGCCGAGACGGCGCGUAAGGUAGGGUUUGCUGUUGUGAAGGAGCGGGAUCUGGCUAAGCCGCCGGCUCAGCCAUGGUGGAGCCGAUUGAAGAUGGGUAGGAUCGCCUACUGGCGGAACCAUAUUGUGGUCACUGUUCUCGCCGCUUUGGGAAUCGCGCCCAAGGGGACCGUCGAUGUUCAUGAGAUGCUCUUCAAGACCGCUGACUAUUUGACCAGAGGGGGUGACUCUGGCAUUUUCUCGCCGAUGCACAUGAUCCUCUGCAGAAAGCCCCAUGACAAGGACGACCAUAACUGAGCGUUUCAUUGGGAAAUUCCAAAACUAUAACAACCACCACCUUGUUUCUUUCCGGUACUCUCUUUUUUUUUUUUCAUAAUUAUUAUUAUCUUGGGUUUAACUUAUUGUUAUUAGUUAUUAUUAUUACUAUGAACUUGGUGUAAUUUGGAUUUUGAUCUUUUCAAUUUUAUUUUUAAUUUUGCUAUGUUGAUCAUUUAGUGGAGGAUGUGUAUUUUUUUUUUGUUUCAAUGGGAUAUUAUUUAGAAAUA